CUUAAGUAUUAAAAAACAAAAAAAAGCCUUAUCAUUGAUUAGACGCGUGAUGUCGUGGAGUUUGGGGUUUUUAUUAUAUAAGAUGUUCACUAGAUAAGGACCGCCUGAUUCUUUUACCUUUAAACCAACACAAACAAUGACUGAUACAAGGGCGCACGUCCUCGCUGCUCUCGUCUGGUUUGGCGCCCUGUGCUUUGCGACUGCAGCUCCAAGUGGCAGCCAUGACGUCAUCGUCGCACUGGACAAGGGGCAGCAACUGCGAGGUGUGCGUGUGACCUUCAGCUCGGGUGAAGCCGUCAGCAAAUUCUAUGGGAUUCCAUACGCCCAGCCUCCUACGGGUAAGUUCCUGUACUUUAAUUCCUUCCCAUCUCGUACAGAUUACUUCAUGUGCUUCAAUCCCCAUCAAACCUCCUGCAACUUACAAGUAAGUUCAUGUCCUUCAAUUGCUCCCCGACCCCAAACAGGUAAGUUCCUGUGCUUAAAUCUCCCUCAAACAUCCCACAGCCUACAGGUAAGUUCCUGUGCUUAAAUCUCCCUCAAACAUCCCACAGCCUACAGGUAAGUUCCUGUGCUUAAAUCUCCCUCAAACAUCCCACAGCCUACAGGUAAGUUCCUGUGCUUAAAUCUCCCUCAAACAUCCCACAGCCUACAGGUAAGUUCCUGUGCUUAAAUCUCCCUCAAACAUCCCACAGCCUACAGGUAAGUUCAUAUGCUUAAAUGCACAUACAGCUUACAGGUAACCCCCCGAGUUUAAAUUCCUCCCCAAUCUCCUACAAGUAAGUGACUGGAGUUUUUAAAAAAUUAAAAAAAUCAAUUAGCUUAUCGUCGAUGUGGGCGGCAACCUUUUUAAGAAUCGCAAAUAGCUUUGAAAGAAAAUCACAUCACGGUUUUCGACACACAAAAAUGUAUCUUUAAAAUAAGUUUAUUUGAGUGUGCUACCGUUUAAAGGCUUUCUUUCUUCUUUUUUUUCCUUGGGGCGGAGGGGGGUAGACAGGAGUUGAAAAAAUAAUCAUGUUGUUUUUUUUUGACCACCCAGGUGAAAGACGCUUCGAACCACCAGCAGCUGCCCAUGAAUGGUCCGGGAUAAGAGACGCUCGGACCCCAGGAACAAUCUGCCCCCAGAAUCCAUCCCAACAGAACGUGCAGUACACGCGCUCCGAGGACUGCCUGAAUCUCAGCGUCUUCUCGCCGGACGUCAACUCCUCACAUCCGGUUCUCGUAUGGAUCCACGGGGGUGGAUUUCGCGUCGGGUCACAGUUCAGCGACGGUGACGGGUCCACGCUGGCCCGUUACGGCAUCGUCGUGGCCUCGAUCAACUAUCGCCUCGGACCGUUCGGUUUCCUGUCCACGGGAGACGACGUCAUGCCUGGAAAUUAUGGACUGCUGGACCAGAUCCUGGCGCUGAAAUGGGUGCAGAAGAACAUCCAUUUCUUCGGCGGUGACCCGACUCAGGUGACCAUUGCAGGGGCGAGUGCGGGGGCUAUCAGUACAUCCUUACACAUCUUGUCCCCGCUGUCAAAGGGUCUUUUUAAACGAGCCGUCAUGGAAAGUGGAUCCUGUUUUGUGGCGUCCGGUCUGGAAAGACCAGGGUCGACGGUACAGGUGAAAAACUUCACCGCGGCAGUGGCGGCGAAAGUCGGCUGCUCCAACACGCACUCCUCUGCGCUGCUCCACUGCCUGCGAGGUGUGGACGCUGAUCGCCUGCUCAACGCAUCCGUCGAGACGGAACACGCCUUCGAUAUACUGUUCAUCGCUGUACCCAGGGUAGAAACUACCUUCGGGUUUCUCCCCGACUACCCGAAGAACAUUCUCGCCAGCGGCAACUACAACCACGUGAGCACCCUGAGAGGCUUCAACUCCGGAGAGUGGGCGUACGUGGUCCAGGACAGCAACAACGACGGCGUCACCCGCGAGCAGUUCACGCGCUAUUUCAGACGCUAUUUUCACAAGAACUCGUUCGUUAACAAUGACGCCAUAGAACGGCUGGUCGAGGAGGCUUACCUCGCCGACGAGACGGACCCGAAGACCAUCCGAAGAAAUUUGGUCGCCGCCCUGGCGGAUCUGACGUACGGCGGCGCCGAACUCUUGGAACUGGAGAAGACCGUCGAGAGACCGGGCGGGGCGACCCACCACUACUUCUACGAAUUCAAGUACAGGGCCAACAACACGGCCACCCCGCUGUGGAGCGGUGUGGCGCACGCCGGGGAGAGACCCUUCGUGUUCUUCGAUCAGGCAGACGCCUCCAGAUCCGUCGCGGAUAAGACUGUCGGUGAACAUGUCCAGACGAUGUGGACGAAUUUCGUGAAGGUCGGAAACCCGACGCCGACUGCUGUCGGAAAUAACACGGUUCACUGGAGCCGAUUUACCAGCAGCAACCAAGCCAUGCUGCUGAUCGGGGCUAAACCGGUCUUAGAGAAAAUUCCAAGACCUUUUGUUAUCUCCCUUUACGAGCAGGCUCUGCAACUCAUGCACGCAGCUAAAGUUGUGGACCCUGAUGUUGUUAUUGGCUAGAAUUACUCAACUUCAUAUUUCAAAGCAAAAACCACAAAUAAAAAUAUUUUUUUUUGAAAAUCA
Messenger RNA from Lymnaea stagnalis (great pond snail), 2574 nucleotides. NCBI's taxonomy places the organism in Eukaryota, Metazoa, Mollusca, Gastropoda, Lymnaeidae. The record is from the annotation of a GenBank genome assembly.